AUGGAAGUUAAGAGAGAUUUUUGCAAGUACAAAUGUGAAUUGAGAACAGUGACAUUUACUGUUGUUUUGCAGAUCAUCUUUUAUGAGGACAAGAACUUCCAGGGCCGCUCAUAUGAAUGCUGCUCUGACAAUCCAGACCUUCAUUCCUAUUUCAGCCGCUGCAACUCAGUUAGAGUUGAAAAUGGAAAUUGGAUACUUUAUGAACGAACCAACUACACCGGUCACCAAUAUUUCUUGAGGAGAGGAGAGUAUCCUGAUUUACAGAAAUGGAAGGGUUUUAAUGGCUUCAUCCGAUCAUGCAGGUUGACUCCCCAACACCAGGGUCCAUUCAGGAUGAAGAUCUAUGAAAGAGAAGAUUUCAGAGGUCAAAUGAUGGAGUUUACAGAAGAUUGUUCUAAUGUUUAUGAGCAAUUCCGUUACCAUGACAUCCACUCCUGCCACAUCCUUGAUGGUUAUUGGAUGUUCUAUGAAGAGCCCGACUACAAAGGACAUCAGUAUUAUUUGAAACAUGGAGAAUACCGAAGAUACAGUGACUGGGGUGCCAAAGAUGCCAGAGUUGGCUCUUUUAAACAGAUUCAGUAUUUACAAUAACCUAUGCAAAAUACAUGUAACUUAAUAAAACUAUGGUAAUCUGGUUUUGUAUUAAUGGUCGUUUAGUAAAAAUAAAAAAUAUCUUGUUACCAGUUA
Molecule: messenger RNA, 687 nt
Organism: Spea bombifrons (plains spadefoot toad)
Lineage: Eukaryota; Metazoa; Chordata; Amphibia; Anura; Pelobatidae
Product: gamma-crystallin 1-like
Exons: 3
Coding region: 1-591 (196 amino acids)
Biological process (GO): visual perception; lens development in camera-type eye
Molecular function (GO): structural constituent of eye lens
Source: RefSeq, a predicted model, not a curated record